Coregonus clupeaformis (lake whitefish) is the source of this 3142-nucleotide messenger RNA. RefSeq names its product intersectin-2-like. Gene Ontology annotation, cellular component: plasma membrane; presynaptic membrane; intracellular vesicle. Gene Ontology annotation, biological process: endosomal transport; clathrin-dependent synaptic vesicle endocytosis. NCBI's taxonomy places the organism in Eukaryota, Metazoa, Chordata, Actinopteri, Salmoniformes, Salmonidae. The transcript has 25 exons. Gene Ontology annotation, molecular function: calcium ion binding; molecular adaptor activity; protein binding. Bases 274 to 3057 code for a protein of 927 amino acids. The record is from RefSeq and is a predicted model, not a curated record.
CAUACCAUCCUGGUUUGUAGCAGUCUGGGAAUCAUCUGCUCAUCGCAGCAAGCUUCCUCUCUCCCAGUUAUAAACCAAAACCGCAACAGGUUCAGGACGAUAUUAGUGUUCUAGAUGGGAUUUAAGGAAUAACGUCGCCAGGGGGGAUUUGUCCUAAACUAGGAAGAGGAUGAAACGAGCAGCCACGGAAGCUGCCGCUACCCUCCUUUGCAAUGAACGAUGUCUGUGAACAGAGGAGCUCCCUCUAGCCGUUAGUGCUCCCCACCUGCAGCUAUGAAUGAUGCAGUCAGCAUGUGGAUCAUCAGUCCAGAGGAGAGGCUGAAACAUGAUAAACAGUUUGACUCUCUAACACCUGUCCUGGGAUACUUAUCAGGUGAACAGGCAAAGACGUUUUUCCUCCAGUCUGGCCUGCCCCCUCCUGUCCUGGCUGAGAUCUGGUCCCUAGCUGAUAUGGGUAGUGACGGGAGGAUGGACCAGCUGGAGUUCUCUAUCGCCAUGAAGCUGAUUAAACUGACGCUGCAGGGGCGGGGCCUUCCCCCCUCUCUACCAAUCAGCAUGAAGCAGCCGCCCACUACCACGCCCACCUCCAUUAUGACGUCAUCAGCACGCUUCGGAAUGGGCUCAAUGCUAAAUCUGUUGGUCAGCAUGCCCGUCCUGACCCCGAUGCCCCUUGAACCCUCCGUGACCUCCGUGCCCUCCCUGGUUCCCAUGACGAUGACCCUGCCCCUGGCCAAUGGCGACUCCAGCCUCCUCUCCCCCGCCCCAAUUGGCACCACUCCAGCACUCCCUCUGUCCAGCUUCUCCUCUCCAAUGGCAUUCUCUCCAUCCACUGGGAUCUCCAAGGCUAACUCCCCAUUGGACCUGUCCUCUAGCAGUUCUAACUCCUCCUCCACCACCUCCCUGGCCAGUAACUCUCCCAAGAUGUGCUCCUGUGAUUGGUCCGUUCCCCAGUCCGCCAGGCUGAAGUACAGACAACAGUUUAACAGUCUGGACAAGCUGAUGAGUGGAUACCUCUCUGGCCCUCAGGUGAGGAACGCUCUGACUGCCUCCAACCUGACCCAGACACAACUAGCUACCAUCUGGACCCUGGCUGAUGUCGAUAAGGACGGUCAGCUGAGAGCUGAGGAGUUUAUUCUGGCCAUGCACUUGGUAGACAUGGUUAAGACAGGACGCCCGCUACCCCUCACCCUGCCCUCAGACCUGGUGCCCCCCUAUCUCAGAGAUAUCAGACCAGUAGAGAUGUUGAAUGGAAUGGGUCCCUACCUCUCCACUGGCCUGAUAGACGGGACAACAGAACCUGCACACAAGAACAAGAACAACGUAUCGUAUGAAGACAGGCUGAAGGAGAACUUUGCGCGAGGCAGCGCUGAGCUGGAGAAACGCCGUCUGGCUCUAGAAGAUAAACGGAGGGAGAAGGAGAGGAGAGAGAGGGAGGCCAGGGAGGUGCAGGAGAAGGAGAACAGGAGACAUCUGGAAGAGGAGAGACUGAGAAACAUGGAGAGACAACGAGAGGAGGAGAGACAGAGGAAAGAGAGAAAGGAGGGGCUGGAGCGCCGGCGGAGGGAGGAGUGGGAGCGAGGGAGGAAGGAGGAGUUGGGGAGGAUGAGAGAAGGAGAGCAGGAGGAGAUCGCUGUGCUCCGAGCCAAGAAGAAGAGUUUGGAGAUGGAGCUGGAGGCUGUGGGCAGCAGACACAAGCAGCUAUCAGAUAGUCUCCGUGACGCUCGGAGUAAGAGCCGGAUCCAAAGAGCGGAAAUUGAUCUUGUCAAUCAGAGGAGAGAUGGGCGUGCCUCCAAGAUCAACACCCUGCAGACGCAGUUGGAGGACUACCAGAGGAAACUGUGUCUGCUGGUUCCACAAAAACAGAGACUGACAGAGAGACUCAAGAACAUGGGCUGCAACAACAUCCCUGCCGUGGCAAUGACCUCUGUGGGUGGCAGCGUUGCGGAGAAGGGCGUGGCCUGUCGGAGGCUGAAGGACCAAUUAGACGCUCUGGAGAGAGAGACCACCGACAAGCUGGCCAUGAUGGACCACUACCAGCAAGACAUCAAGGAGGAGAACACCAAACUGGAGAAGAACAUCAAGGAUUGGUACGUGAAGAAGCGCACAGUGAUCUGCCACGACUACAGCGCCUACUUCACCACCGUUGCAGACCUAAAGAACAAGAUCCGUUUGGCCUCCAGGGGCCAAUGCCAACGCUGUGCCGAGAGGAGGAGGUGCAGAGAGGAGGAGGAGAGGAGGCGGCGAGUAGAGCAGCAGGAGAGAGGAGGAGGCCAGCAUCCGGCGCUGACCUCCUGCAGAGCCCUGUACCCCUUCACCACACGCAACGCUGACGAGCUCAGCCUGGACGCUGACUGUUUCAUAGAGGUAGAUGAUGAGACGGCGGGGGAGCCUGGUUUGCUGUGUGGUUACCGUGGUUACCAGAGCUACGCUGAGAGAUGCCCCACCCCCCUUGCCCCUGCCCACACCCUACUUCCCCCCUCCUGUCCCCCGCUACCACCCAGCCCGGGGACCACUGUUGAUGAGUUGGAGAGCCCAGAUCCCAGCCAGCUGGAACAGUUCGUGGCCCUGUACACCUAUGAGAGCCCGGAGGCGGGCGACCUGACAUUCUCUGAGGGGGACGUAGUCAUGGUAACAGAGCAGGAGGGGGAGUGGUGGAGGGGGUGCAUUGGAAACCGGACCGGAGUGUUCCCUUCCAACUACGUCAAACCCAUGGAACCAGAGAUCACUAGGCCUGGAGCGGCUUCCAAGAAACCCGAGAUCGCCCAGGCGGUCAUGGCCACAGUCACCCUGACUACGGAGCAGCUAAGUCUGUCGCCGGGGCAACUGAUCGUGGUCCAGGCCAAGAACUCCACUGGCUGGUGGCUUGGGGAACUGCAGGCUAGGGGGAAGAGGCCACAAAGAGGCUGGUUCCACUCCUCUAAUGUCAAAGUCCUUGCUCCCACCAGCAACAAGACAACUCCUGCACCUGUCCCAGUGUGCCAGGUACGGCUACACAGCAGCCAAUCAGGACGAGAUGAGCUUCUCCAAGGGUCAACUGAUCAACGUUCUGGACAAUGACAACCCUGAUUGGUGGAAUGGAGAGGUCAACGGUGUCACGGGGCUGUUGCCACCAUGACAACUGAGUCCGACUCCAGCCAGUAAU